This is a messenger RNA of Sphaeramia orbicularis (orbiculate cardinalfish), 2283 nucleotides long. It is a transcript of the gene xaf1, whose product is annotated as XIAP associated factor 1. The record is from RefSeq and is a predicted model, not a curated record. Bases 89 to 865 code for a protein of 258 amino acids. NCBI's taxonomy places the organism in Eukaryota, Metazoa, Chordata, Actinopteri, Kurtiformes, Apogonidae. The transcript has 7 exons. Gene Ontology annotation, cellular component: mitochondrion. Gene Ontology annotation, biological process: apoptotic process. Gene Ontology annotation, molecular function: zinc ion binding.
CUUGAACAGAAGCGGGGUAGUGUCAAAUCAGAAACGCCAGACUAAUAAAAAAUAUUUAUUCGAUAAUAAAGGGUAAAAAUAACAAACCAUGGAGAAUAAGGAAGCUACACGGAAAUGCGGCACAUGCCACAAGCAGGUCGCAGAGGCCAACUUUGCUUUACAUGAAACACACUGCAGGCGCUUCUUGUGUCUCUGCCCUGACUGUGAUGAAAGUGUUCCUAGAGAUCAACUGGACCAACAUAGAGACGAACAACACACCCAGGUGAGAUGCUCCAAGUGUCACCAGAGGAUGGAACGAUGUCGCCUCACAGACCAUGAGGAUGAUGAGUGUGUGGAGCGUCUUCAGUGCUGCCAGUUCUGCAAGCUGGAAAUGCCAUGGAAGCAGCUGGAUGAACACACUGAGGUUUGUGGGAGUCGCACCGAGCUGUGCGUGGACUGUGGCCGCUACGUCACCCUGAGGGACCAGCUGAAGCAUGGCUCCACAUGCUCGACAGCAUACAGCAGCUCAGGCCCUCCUCCAGCUGCCAGGGCUCCACCAAACAAGAGUACGGAAACUGUGAGUUGUAGCAGAUGUACAGAGUUAUUUCCACUUGAGGAUAUAGAGCAACAUGAGCUGGAGUGCAGUCCUGUAUCCAGGUGGAACUUGGAUGACUCUGAUUCAGAAGAUGAGGGUGGUUUCUCAGUUCCUCAACUUAGUAGUACCCACAAUGCCCCCUCCCUGUCAGACCACCUGAGCAGGGGGCCCUGGAAUGACAGAGGAGACCCCGAUGAGAUCAGUACCUGUCCCCAUUGCCAUCUGGCCCUGCCUCUGUUCACACUACGCUGGCAUAAGGUGAAGUGCCAGAUCCAUAUUAGCUUGAAAUGACUGACCAUCUCAGAAUGUUGAUUUAGAGAAGUUAGAACAACUUAAUGUUGGUGAAAAUAACGGAAGGUUCAGAUUUUGGCCGUUGAAAUGUUAUUUUAAUAUUUGUGUUCUUCAGAAAAGUGGUUGAAUUGAUAGUUUUAGGUUUAGACUCAUAUUGGCAUGAAAAACUAAUGGUUCAUAACACUAAACUUAAUGUCAGUCAAGUUAGCACUCCUGAAUGCCUUGUAAUGUGUCUUCUAGAAAGAAGUCAUAACAAAAAUUUAUUUUGAUUAAAUAAUAAAAUGAAAAUACUACAAAUAAAAAAUCUUACUAUCUGCUACAGAUCUGUGCUUCUAUACAUCAGUUGAGAUGGGAGACAAUUUUAUUUAAGUCAAAUUCUAAAGGUUUUAACUAUUAUGGCCGAGAAUAUCUCAAAACCCCUUACAAAUCUUUACUUAACUCAAUUUUAAAAAUCAGAAGUACAAGAUAAUUUUGACAUUUGUUGCUGACUGCUCUGAAGCUAACCAUGAUGACGUGCUGGUGCAGAUGUAGAGAACACUGGCCUUGUCCUUGAUACAGUGUGGGCAACCCAGCAUCUUCAUCUUCUUGGACCCACUAAGGAGCAUAUGGCUGUGAUGUAGCCUGUCUUCUGGUACAGUCCUGCAGAGAACCUAGAGGCCUUUCCUUGUCCUCGACACACUCCAACACAAGCUGAGCAUGAGCAAAUGAGCGUCCUGCAUGUGAACCGUACAUAUUGUACCUUUAGUACACAUCAGUGUCAUAAAAUAGCAAUUAGGAAGACUUAAAAAAAAACCUAGCAGGUGAGAGGGAAAAUGUUUAAUAUUUUAUGUCUAGAUCAAUAUUACAUUCAAUAGUGUUCUAAGUUUGAUUAGGUGUCUCACUUUGUGUUUGUCCCUUGUCCUACGUCUCACACAUGGCUUUAACAGAUUUUGAAGGAAAUACAUGUAUGUAAACAGCAUUUGACUGUAAGAACUAUACAACUUUAGUUUCCUUUUAUGCCCAGGGGGGUGUUAUGGUACUUCAGGCAGGAAAAGGAGUCUGAUUUUGUUUCAACUCACAUUUUCUCCUGCAACUCCCCAAUCAGCCUCCAGCAGUAAACACCAAAUUAUUCCUGUAUUCAUAUUUAUUCUACACCUGCCAGGUUUUUUUUAAGAGUUCAGGAACUGUCUGUGUCAUGUUUUGUCACUGGCACACUCAGAUAUUGAUGUAAUAGAUGGUUAAAUGUGAUGAAAGUAUCCUGCCUCAGCUCUAUUUUCAUGGAAUGAAAGUUGAGGUCACAUUAUUCUAGUUGUUCAUAUUGUGAAGGCCUAACUUGUAACCUGCUUAUUCCUCAAAAUUUAAGACAACCUCUCAGUGUUCAUACUGUGUGUCAUGUUGUCCCAGAUAAACACACUCUUUGCUCAUUUAGGAUCUCUUGU